GAAGAAGUUAGUUAUUAGACGCUUGCCCAGUCCUGUUCCUGAACGUCAGCAUCUCUGCAUUUAUUUUCCACUGUAUCCGUGGUUCCUUGUUUCGAUCACGCACGAAUUCACGGAGUAGACACGCACAUCGAUCUUUGGCGUAAAGCAGCAAAACAUGGCACCUUCAAUCGAGUCUAGUGACAACCGGCCCGAGUCCGGGCGCUCAGCAGCGAGUAACCACAAGGCCUCCCUCUCGAACAGCGCCGACCCAAAUCAGGCCCUAAAUGGAGAGCGUGCAGUGGACAGUGUUGGCUCGAACGGUUUCUCUUUACGCUCCAUGCAGCAUCGCGACCGCGAAGGCAAGCUGAUCACGGAUCCUGACUUGUCGAACCCGACUCGCUAUCGGUUCGAGCGGCCUUUGGAUACAAUUCGAUCCUUUGAAGCGGCCAUCGAACGACGCAGGCGGGAG
Molecule: messenger RNA, 448 nt
Organism: Aspergillus saccharolyticus JOP 1030-1
Lineage: Eukaryota; Fungi; Ascomycota; Eurotiomycetes; Eurotiales; Aspergillaceae
Product: DUF2406 domain-containing protein
Exons: 3
Source: RefSeq, a predicted model, not a curated record